AUUCAUUCAGGAAGGCACAGUGGGUGAGAACCCGGGAAUGCAAAGACAAACAAGAUGGUUCCCGUUCCAGGAGCUCCCCGUCUGAAGAGCUAGAUGCAUGAACAGAGAAUACGGUAUGCUGCGAUAUGUCUUACACUGAAGAGUGAUUCCCGAAGCGUGAUCACUGGGCCAGCAGCGUCCGCAUCACCUGGGAACUUACUGGAAAUGCAAAUUGGCAUUUGCCCCAGCCCAAACCUGCCUAAUAUGAAAAUUGAGGUUGUUUUAACAAGCUCUUCAGGUGAUUCAAACGCUAAAAUUGGAGAACCACUUUGAGUAUGGAAAGCCAAAAGGACUUUGGAGCAGUAAGCCAACACAUCUGAGCCAAACUUAAGAACAUCUAAACAUCAGCUCGCAGUCCCCUACAGGCUCGAUUAGAAAUAGGCUGCUCUCUGCUAAUUCACAAGGAUGAUACAAAAGUAUAUACGCCUCUUUAAGUUAAACCGUAAGAUCUCUGAGAACAGGGUUAAGCUUCUUUUAACUUUUCUUUCCCUUCUACUUUCUGAUCUCAGUGCAAUGCUUAGGAGAUAAGCACUGAAAUUUACUUUAAGUAGCUAAUUCACAAAUCAAACUGCGUGCAAGGGUUAUAAGUUCACGAUGAGAAAAUGGCAUAUCUACAAAUUUUCAAAAUUCACUGUGGCAAAAUACACAAAAUUUACCAUUACAACUGUUUUGAAGUGUGCAGUUUAGUAUGCUUUAAGGAUGUUCACACUGUUCCGCAACCCUUACCAUUGCCCAAUUCCAUGAUUUUUUUGUAUUUUCCCAAACGUAAACUGUGUACCAGUUAAACAACUGGUGGUCUUUCACCCUGUUUUCUUCCAAUGGGAGCUUUUCCUAUUGAUCUGUAGGAGUUCAUUUUAAAUUAGGGCUACCAGUCCAAUCCUUUGUCUUCUUCCAACUUGUGUUUUUAAAGAACUCUAUGCAUGGUGAAUUUAAAAAUCUGUGCAGAAAAAUCUGCACUUUUAUGGAAUCAUUGUAACUAUGGUUACAAUUACAUUACCAAAUCUAUGAAUAUUUCCCUUUAGGAUUUCUAUGUUGCUGUCCUUGAAGGCUUUCACAAUCUCAGUCUAAUGAACACAUUUACUUACAUUUUCUUCUAACGUCUUAAAUACUUAAGCCAUAUAGGGUUUACUUAAAGUUUUUUUUUUUUUCCUAAAUGGCUCAUCAGCUGUUCCAGUAUCGUUUAUUGGAUAACCUGUCUUUGCCUGAUUUAAAAUGACAGUUUCAUACCAAAUUUCUCCACGUCCUGGUAUUUAUUCCCGGAUCUCUUCUCCAGUCCUGUGAGAAUAGAACAUUGUCCUAAUUACCAUCGCGUUCUGCUCUACUCUCUAGUGAGUGAAUCGCUCACUUUAGGUCAUCUUGAUGGUUGCACAAUAUUCCAUCACACACGUACUAUAAUUCUUUUAAACCAAUCCCCUACUACUAAGCAUAUAAGUUUCCUAGUUUUCCAUUCUAUACAACGUGUCAUUUUUUGGAUCGGAUUAAACGAAUUCUCUGCCUCGGCAGCUCCAGUCCCUUUUCCCCCGUUUACCCUUUUCUCUGGAUUAUUUAAAACAUCACAAACAAUAGUGUACACAAACAAUAGUGUAUGUAAACAUUGCAAACAAUAGUGUAGUGUAAAAAAUCGCAAAACUGGUGUCCAUCGUGGGAGAGCUGGCACGAAACCUGUCCUGCGUGUUCAGAUGAGCUGGCAGAGACCUCCGAGCGACGGCAGGGGGCGCAGGUUCCCGGCUUCGCCGCAGCCACAUCCGGGUUCCACCGCAGGUUCGGGCCAGGAGCAGGCGGAACGUUUCUGUCACACCGCCGAUUAACCUGCGCGCGGGGACCGUUUAGGCCGGGGCGCGUCGCCCUUCACGCGUGUUGCAGCGAAAGCGGGCGCGGGGGCUCCGCUUGUUUCUGCCUUGGUCGGGAGCAGCGCAGCAUGGAUGUGCUCGCGGAGGAGUUCGGGAACCUGACCCCAGAGCAGCUGGCGGCGCCCAUCCCCACCGUAGAGGAAAAAUGGAGGCUACUUCCAGCAUUUUUAAAGGUGAAAGGCCUUGUGAAACAGCAUAUAGAUUCAUUCAACUAUUUCAUUAAUGUGGAGAUAAAGAAGAUCAUGAAGGCCAACGAAAAGGUCACGAGUGAUGCCGACCCCAUGUGGUACCUGAAGUAUCUUAAUAUCUAUGUGGGGCUUCCUGAUGUUGAAGAAAGCUUCAAUGUAACUAGACCAGUAUCCCCUCAUGAGUGCCGUUUGCGGGAUAUGACAUACUCUGCCCCCAUCACCGUGGAUAUUGAAUAUACCCGAGGCAGCCAGAGGAUCAUCCGCAAUGCCUUACCAAUUGGCAGAAUGCCCAUAAUGCUGCGUAGUUCGAACUGUGUUCUUACAGGGAAGACACCAGCAGAAUUUGCCAAACUGAACGAAUGCCCUUUAGAUCCAGGUGGCUACUUCAUUGUCAAAGGAGUAGAAAAAGUAAUUCUUAUCCAAGAGCAGCUGUCUAAGAACAGGAUCAUUGUGGAAGCUGACAGGAAGGGGACGGUUGGUGCUUCAGUUACCAGCUCUACCCAUGAGAAAAAAAGCAGAACCAAUAUGGCUGUGAAACAGGGGCGAUUUUAUUUGAGACAUAAUACUUUGUCAGAAGAUAUUCCCAUUGUCAUCAUAUUUAAGGCCAUGGGUGUUGAGAGUGACCAGGAAAUUGUACAGAUGAUUGGAACAGAGGAGCACGUGAUGGCUGCAUUUGGGCCCAGUUUGGAAGAGUGCCAGAAAGCUCAGAUUUUCACACAGAUGCAGGCAUUAAAAUAUAUAGGGAACAAAGUAAGGAGGCAAAGGAUGUGGGGCGGUGGACCAAAGAAGACGAAGAUAGAAGAGGCAAGAGAGCUCCUGGCUUCUACCAUCCUCACACACGUGCCAGUUAAAGAAUUCAAUUUCCGAGCGAAGUGUAUCUACACUGCAGUGAUGGUGCGAAGAGUAAUUCUGGCCCAAGGAGAUAAUAAAGUGGAUGACCGAGACUAUUAUGGUAACAAGCGAUUGGAGUUGGCAGGACAGCUUUUAUCACUUCUUUUUGAAGAUUUAUUCAAAAAAUUUAAUUCUGAAAUGAAGAAGAUUGCAGACCAGGUGAUUCCUAAGCAACGAGCAGCUCAGUUUGAUGUUGUGAAGCACAUGCGUCAGGACCAGAUUACCAACGGCAUGGUGAAUGCCAUUUCUACAGGAAAUUGGUCUCUCAAGAGAUUUAAAAUGGACCGCCAGGGUGUGACUCAAGUCUUGUCUCGCUUGUCAUAUAUAUCUGCCCUGGGCAUGAUGACAAGAAUCUCCUCUCAGUUUGAAAAAACAAGAAAAGUGAGUGGUCCUCGUUCCCUCCAGCCAUCUCAGUGGGGAAUGCUCUGUCCUUCGGACACUCCUGAAGGAGAGGCAUGUGGUUUGGUUAAAAACUUGGCCCUUAUGACGCACAUCACAACUGACAUGGAAGAUGGACCCAUUGUUAAAUUAGCCAGUAACCUGGGGGUAGAAGAUGUGAAUUUAUUAUGUGGGGAAGAACUCUCUUAUCCAAAUGUGUUUCUCGUCUUCCUCAAUGGUAACAUCCUGGGAGUGAUUCGAGACCACAAGAAGCUAGUGAAUACAUUUCGACUGAUGCGAAGAGCAGGAUAUAUCAAUGAAUUUGUUUCCAUCUCAACAAAUCUCACAGAUCGAUGUGUCUAUAUUUCCUCUGAUGGAGGAAGGCUGUGCAGACCCUACAUUAUCGUUAAGAAACAGAAGCCUGCAGUCACAAAUAAGCAUAUGGAAGAGCUGGCUCAGGGAUACAGGAAUUUUGAAGACUUCUUACAUGAGAGUCUGGUUGAAUAUUUAGAUGUGAAUGAAGAAAAUGACUGUAACAUCGCACUCUAUGAACAUACAAUUAAUAAGGAUACCACCCACUUGGAGAUUGAGCCCUUUACUCUCCUUGGUGUUUGUGCUGGCCUCAUCCCAUACCCUCAUCACAACCAGUCCCCAAGAAACACAUAUCAGUGUGCCAUGGGGAAGCAAGCCAUGGGUACCAUUGGAUACAACCAGCGGAAUAGAAUCGAUACUCUCAUGUAUCUACUAGCAUACCCACAAAAACCCAUGGUUAAAACAAAGACCAUUGAGUUGAUAGAAUUUGAGAAACUGCCAGCUGGACAAAAUGCAACAGUUGCCGUGAUGAGUUACAGCGGCUAUGAUAUUGAAGAUGCCCUGGUUUUAAACAAGGCGUCCCUGGACAGAGGCUUUGGGCGUUGUCUUGUAUAUAAAAAUGCUAAAUGUACACUGAAACGCUAUACCAAUCAGACCUUUGAUAAAGUGAUGGGGCCGAUGUUGGAUGCUGCUACAAGGAAACCCAUCUGGCGACAUGAAAUUUUAGAUGCUGAUGGUAUUUGUUCUCCAGGUGAGAAGGUAGAAAACAAACAAGUGCUGGUAAAUAAGUCCAUGCCCACAGUAACCCAGAUUCCUUUGGAAGGAAGUAAUGUGCCACAGCAGCCACAGUACAAAGAUGUGCCCAUCACCUACAAAGGAGCAACGGAUUCCUACAUUGAAAAAGUGAUGAUCUCUUCAAAUGCUGAAGAUGCUUUUCUGAUCAAAAUGCUGCUGAGACAGACCAGGCGUCCAGAGAUUGGAGACAAAUUCAGCAGCCGUCAUGGGCAAAAAGGUGUUUGCGGCUUGAUCGUCCCGCAGGAAGACAUGCCAUUCUGUGAUUCUGGCAUCUGUCCGGACAUCAUAAUGAACCCACACGGCUUCCCAUCACGAAUGACGGUGGGAAAACUGAUUGAGCUGUUGGCGGGCAAGGCUGGCGUACUGGACGGGAGGUUCCACUAUGGCACUGCGUUUGGAGGCAGCAAAGUGAAAGAUGUGUGUGAAGACCUCGUUCGCCAUGGUUAUAACUACUUGGGGAAAGACUUUGUGACAUCUGGCAUUACAGGCGAGCCCUUAGAAGCAUACAUCUAUUUUGGCCCGGUGUACUAUCAGAAACUGAAGCACAUGGUGUUGGAUAAGAUGCAUGCCCGGGCCCGGGGGCCACGAGCUGUUCUCACCAGGCAGCCCACUGAAGGUCGGUCUCGUGAUGGCGGUUUGCGUCUUGGAGAAAUGGAACGUGACUGUUUAAUCGGCUAUGGAGCCAGCAUGCUCCUACUAGAGAGACUGAUGAUUUCAAGUGAUGCCUUUGAGGUUGAUGUCUGUGGGCAGUGUGGACUUCUGGGGUAUUCUGGCUGGUGCCAUUACUGCAAGUCAUCAUGCCAUGUGUCUUCCCUCCGCAUCCCAUAUGCCUGCAAGCUGCUCUUCCAGGAGCUGCAGUCUAUGAACAUCAUCCCCCGGUUAAAACUGUCCAAAUACAAUGAGUAAGGACAGAAAAGGUGAUUAUUUAAAGAGAACAACCGGUAGUUCCAACACAGUGGAUAGCAGAGGGGAUUGAGGACCACGUCUCCUUCUGUAAUUCCUUUGAAUGUCCCCCCUCAAAGAAGAAAGAUGAGGAGGUUUUCUUACACUGGGGAUGGACCACGCAGCCUUGAUCAGUGAGUCAUGGGCACUGGGAGAUAUAUGCUGCCAACACGGACCAUGAUGCAAUGUCUUGUUCCUGUACUGAAUGCGAUUCACAAAUGGAUGUGACCUAAAAGAUAAAUAAACUUUUAUUUAUGUUCUGGUA
This is a messenger RNA of Nyctereutes procyonoides (raccoon dog), 5660 nucleotides long. It is a transcript of the gene POLR3B, whose product is annotated as RNA polymerase III subunit B. Lineage: Eukaryota; Metazoa; Chordata; Mammalia; Carnivora; Canidae. Gene Ontology annotation, molecular function: ribonucleoside binding; DNA binding; DNA-directed RNA polymerase activity. Gene Ontology annotation, cellular component: RNA polymerase III complex. The coding region runs from base 1958 to 5359 and encodes 1133 amino acids. Gene Ontology annotation, biological process: DNA-templated transcription. The record is from RefSeq and is a predicted model, not a curated record. The transcript has 28 exons.